UGAUUAUUCCCUUAGGUCUUAGCCACGGUGUCUUAGGUUUUAUCGCCGCGAUGCCUGAACCCACCAAGUCCGCCCCGGCCCCGAAGAAGGGCUCCAAGAAGGCGGUGACCAAGGCGCAGAAGAAGGACGGCAAGAAGCGCAAGCGCAGCCGCAAGGAGAGCUACUCGGUGUACGUGUACAAGGUGCUGAAGCAGGUGCACCCCGACACCGGCAUCUCGUCCAAGGCCAUGGGCAUCAUGAACUCGUUCGUCAACGACAUCUUCGAGCGCAUCGCGGGCGAGGCGUCGCGCCUGGCGCAUUACAACAAGCGCUCGACCAUCACGUCCCGGGAGAUCCAGACGGCCGUGCGCCUGCUGCUGCCCGGGGAGCUGGCCAAGCACGCCGUGUCCGAGGGCACCAAGGCCGUCACCAAGUACACCAGCUCCAAGUAGACUCGCCAAAUGAACAACUUCAGCUGUCUCCUCCUUGACUUAUACUCCCACUGCCCUCCACACCCUGGCGGCAGCAAAGAAGACUUAGGAGAGGUGGAGAUCACGCUGGGGAAAGUUCAGAGUUCUUAACCUUCAUUUUGGUGGCGUGGGCACACAGCCCUACAUAGAAAAAGACGCUCCCUUUGUUUUACAUGGACAGCGGCACUUGACUGACCUUUCCUUUCACCAACCAUGAAAUUGCUACCGUGGAAAGGGAACAGGAAUUGUAGAAAAGUGAAGGACUAACGUUUUCGAAUUUUGUCUAAAAGUUUAACCGUGAAUGUUAAGCUGCAUUUCAUAAAUACAAAACAAUAAAAGUAUCACAGCCAAAUGGUGGCUAUUUUUUAGGAAUAGGGAGAAGAAGGAAGGUGAGAGGGACUGAGAAAAAGAAUGGAAGAAGCAAAUGGCUACUGCAAAAGGGAGCGUCAGAGCCUGAAGACCAAGGGGAAGGCACAGAGGAAGAUAGUUGGAGAAAGCAGAGGGAAAAGAGGGAGAUGAAGAGCUAGACCUUGUUAUGAGUUUGACCCUUCAGCUGGGAAUAGCACAUUUUACGUGCUGACAUACGCCCCACAUUUCUUGGGUUUGGGGGUGAGUGGAUGAUCACAAUGUUACAACAUCUGAGAGACACUCUGACCAGCAAAUGCACAUGGCGCCCCUCAAUCCGGCUCUAAACUUGCUCUGUUCGUUCUUCUUCAUUACCCUUAGCAUAACUGACAUGAAUUUGCAUAUUGUUGGUUUCCUCUUCCCAUUCUCCAGGCUCUAAGGUCCAUUGGGCAGAGUUAGUCCUUUUUGCUGCUGACUCCCCAAUGCCUAAGGCUGUUCCGGACGCACAGUAGGCUCUCAAUUAGGAUUUACAGCAAUCAUAACCGCUUAAAAUACACAUAUAACAAUAGGGAUAGAGGAUGAACUGAAUUGUUGCAAAUGGUUAGUAGACUUAGCGACUCAGUCUUUUUGGGUCUUUCCACGACUAUAUAACAAUAAUAAAAUGUUCUAAUAAGUAGUGUAUUACUAAGGAUUCAGUGAGGUAAAUCUUGUAAAAGUCUUAAAGUACUAUGGACAUUUAUUAACACUUAACAAUUGUCAGCAAGAACUAUAUUUUCCUUAGUUGCUGAAUUAAAAGGACAAUCAGAGUAGCCAAUUUUUCGCAGGUCAAAAACUAAGAGACAAAAUAUGAUCUUUGAAUGACUUGAAUCCCACCACAAGAAGUAUAUU
Messenger RNA from Acinonyx jubatus (cheetah), 1682 nucleotides. RefSeq names its product histone H2B type 1-M. The transcript is spliced from 2 exons. Gene Ontology annotation, cellular component: nucleosome. NCBI's taxonomy places the organism in Eukaryota, Metazoa, Chordata, Mammalia, Carnivora, Felidae. The record is from RefSeq and is a predicted model, not a curated record. The coding region runs from base 51 to 431 and encodes 126 amino acids. Gene Ontology annotation, molecular function: structural constituent of chromatin; DNA binding; protein heterodimerization activity.